UAUCUUUCACUCACCCCCCCUGCUGCUCGUGAAAGAAAAAAAGUCAAAGCCUAAAAAGUCGUUUGGUGGGGAGGUUCCGCGCGAGUGGACCACCACCGAUCCAUUUUCCUCCAAGCCCGAAUCUCACCCGCUCGCCAAACCAAAAGCGGUAACAAUCAUAUUAUCACUUUUCUCCCUUCCCCCCUCUCCCUCACCCCCCGUCAACCACGCUUCGCCGCCGUCCCAUCCUGUCCUCUCGGCGUCCGCUCCGUCCAGCUCUCCUCCUUGUCCCAAUUCCCCCUUUCUUGCAGAGAGCACGUCCUGUCACCACCACCAGCAGUAGUUAGUAACCGGCGGGUCGCCGCAGCAGCAUCAGCACCCUCGCUGUCGAUGGCUGCAGCUGGGUCUUUUUCCUUUCUUUCUCUCUCUCCACUCCGCCAAACCAUUGCCUUAGCUUCUGCAUCCGCCAUCGCCUAAUUCUUUUUUAGUCCCAAUUUGUUCUCCAUCCUCCUAACUUAAGACCCCUGCCGCCAGCACUGGGUCAUGUGUUGAUGGCUCUUGUCCUGAACUCUUCUCCUUUCAAACCACUUCUCUUCCACCCAACAAGGCUCCAAUCCUCGGCCGCCGCUCCUCAGUGCUAAACCUUCCGUUCCCACCUUGCCCACUUCCUGAGGGACUGCUCCCCAGACCUCACUUCCGACUUCCACCGUCCGUGUGCCACUCUCUGGAAGCUCCGUCCACCGAAUUUUGGGGAUCCCAAACACCUUUCCUUGAACACCUGAUUUUCCGGCCUUUGCUUUCGCCGAAGUCGCUGAUAACGAACCUACGCUUCCCACGAAAGCUCAGUGCUACGCUCCUGUCACCAGUUUGAUUCGGAUUUUUCUCAGAAAUUCUUAAGUGCUGCACGAGAGUUGCCAAUCAGGUAAUGCAGACGCGACGACGCGGCCACUAGUACCAUUUGAAAACAAAUAAAGUUGCCGGCGAGGUGAAGAUGGGGAACACUCAGACAAAGCAGACUUCAUGCGAUGAUGCAGUGAACCUGAACCACUUCCGCCUGUUAAGGGUUGUUGGGAAGGGCGCCUUUGGGAAAGUUCGAAUUGUUGAGCGCAAAGACACAGGGUUAACGUUUGCUCUGAAAUAUAUCCGGAAAGAUGAAGUUGUCCGAUCCGAAAGUGUCCGCAACAUCAUACGAGAGCGACGGAUGCUAGAACAUCUAAACCAUCCAUUUCUGUGCAACUUGAGAUACAGCUUUCAAGAUAUCGAGUACAUAUACCUAGUAGUAGAUCUCAUGAACGGCGGUGAUCUUCGAUUCCACAUCUCGAGAAAGUGCUUUACAGAAGAAGCUAUCCGAUUCUGGAUUUCAGAACUAGCCUGUGCUCUGCGCUACAUUCAUGGCCAGGGAAUCGUUCAUCGAGAUUUAAAACCAGAUAAUGUAUUGCUUGAUUCCAAAGGCCAUGUCCAUCUGGCAGACUUUAAUGUCGCGUCCGAUUUUAAACCCACCAGACCUUUGACCAGCAAAUCAGGUACUCUUGCAUAUCUAGCGCCAGAAGUCUUUGACGGUUCUGGUUACCUCAGCGAAGUGGAUUGGUGGUCACUUGGUGUGACAUUCUACGAGUGCAUUUACAGCAAGCGACCUUUUGAUGGCCGAAAUCACCAUCAACUCGGCGAAUGUAUCAUGCGUGCACAACCCAAGUACUUCGUAACGAACCCUCCUGUCACCGUUCCAUGCUUACACGCCAUGGGAGCCCUGAUGGAAAAAGAUCGAUCCAGACGAAUCGGAGCUGUUUCAUUCGAAUCUUUCACCACCCAUCCUUUUUUUGCUGACAUAGAUUUCGACGCCCUGGAGAGACAAGAGAUAAGCCCCAUUUUUGUCCCUUCGAGCGAUAAAACUAAUUUUGACGCCACGUAUGACCUUGAAGAAUUAUUAUUGGAAGAAGCACCCUUGGAAGCGAGAGCUCGGCGACAAAAGCCCCGAGCGGAGCUCAAGGAGGAUGCGACACCCAAGGAGAUUCGAGAAGAUGAACUUUACAGAAUAAUAGAGACGAUGUUCGAACCAUUCGAUUACACGCUGGUGAAGUAUGAGGGAACUGCCGCUGCCGCCAUUGAGGCCUCAACUAAUCCCGAAGAACAACUUCCCCCUACCGUAUCCCGUACAAACCCGGCACAUUCCCGACACCCUUCUCAAGCCCGCUCCGGUAGCGUUUCGCCGUCUCUAACCGAGAAAUCAUAUAAUCCAUCCAAUGCCUCCGACACAUACUCUCCGCUCGGCGAAACGAUACGGUCUAUAGCGUCAAAAGAAACCAACGGACAUAGCGGGAUUCAUUCAGCAUCACCACCUCCUCCGCUUCAACGGCCACCUACAUCUCAACCACAGAACUACCAACCCCCAUCUCUUUACCAAAGGCACCCAGGUGUCACACGCAAAACGAGUAAGGGUGGUGGAGUCCAGAUGGUCUUGGGAGAAGCUGGUAGCUGGAGUACUCUCGCUGAUCACAGUGGUAUCAGUGAAGGAACCAAAGGAAAACCUGCUGCGAAUGGCGGAAUGUUCUCGUUCCUCAAGGGAAAGAAAGGUCGAGAACGAAGUCCCAAACCCACAGAGCCAGGAGUACUAGGGAAAGAGGGGGCUAGGCAGAUUAUAAGCUGAUGCCGACCGGGUUCCUGGAUCUCGACUGUAUCGGAUGUAUGAACGUGGGACUCCAAUGAGAGACUCACAUUUCACCAAAACUACAUGCGAAUUUUUCGCUCGUCUCAACUAUAUUGCUACUCCACGGAUGACGCCGUACCCUGACCUAAGGCCGGCCACCCGAUACCGCUUCUACACUCCACUUGCUGCACACUCAUCCCUACAUCUUAUUGUUCACUGCUUCCCUACGCAAAAGAGCAACGUCUACUCCGUACAUCACGAGGUUAUGAAUUUUCUGGGGAGCACAGACAUCUUCCAUGUUCAUAUUUGGCAGAUGCGUUUUUGCAUGGAUUUGACAUAAACAUUGGUUUUCUUUUAUCUCAUCAUUGGCAUGGAUUCGGUUGGUUGGAUGGCGGUGCACGUUUCGUUUUACUUUUCCUAUGCUGUUUAAUAGACGCUUCGUGGCAACUUGGGACUUUUUCGUUUCUUUCCCCCGCAAACUUUCUUGUUCUCUUCUGGGGUGCUUUCACACUUUUGCGUCACUCUUAUCCUCCUGGUGCGCCUUUUGUAUGCUUAUAGCGCUUGAUUAUACCCUGGUUCUGACAGCGAGGUUUUCAAUGCUCGUUUCCUUGAUGCUGAAAACGGGCUAGCUCUUCUCUUCUUUUCUUUUCUUCUUUUCUUGACUUCACUUUGCAUCACCUAUGCCUCAGCGCGCUAUCGAUGGUUAUUUGGAUUUACGGCAUGACGGACUUGUAUUCUUCUCCAAGUGGGUUUGAUUGGUUUGCGUUUGAUUUAAGAAUUAUCAGUAUAUACAUCAUAUGUAAUUCAUCGACGUGUAUUAAUCCAACAUUUUAUCAUCCUGGAA
Molecule: messenger RNA, 3467 nt
Organism: Coccidioides immitis RS
Lineage: Eukaryota; Fungi; Ascomycota; Eurotiomycetes; Onygenales; Onygenaceae
Product: AGC/YANK protein kinase
Exons: 9
Coding region: 971-2623 (550 amino acids)
Biological process (GO): intracellular signal transduction; peptidyl-serine phosphorylation
Molecular function (GO): ATP binding; protein serine/threonine kinase activity
Source: RefSeq, a predicted model, not a curated record